This is a messenger RNA of Pelobates cultripes (western spadefoot toad), 720 nucleotides long. NCBI's taxonomy places the organism in Eukaryota, Metazoa, Chordata, Amphibia, Anura, Pelobatidae. The record is from the annotation of a GenBank genome assembly.
AUGGGAAAACAGGCAAAGAAGAUUAUAGCAGCCCUGGCCAUGGGAUCCCGAAAUAUCGGAGACUACAUUCAGGGAGGCCUCCCACGCAUGGCGCCCAAAAUGGCGGACCAACGCGCUGAUAUCUCGUUGUCCGAGAAGGAACCCUCUCUGGAUGCAUUAGAUGAGAUCCCCCAAGUCGGUGGCCUGCAUGAGGAGUCCUCGGAUGAGGAGAACAACACCCCAGCCACAAAAGGAGAUAUUAAAUCAUUACUCCGCGAUAUCCGCAAGAUGUUCCAGGCGGACCUAGCAAUACUGAGAGAAGAUGUGCUAUUACUCACAGGUCGAAUAAAGGCCGCAGAGGAGACAUCCAACCACCUCAAAGCCGAGCAAAGCACACUUGCCGCAGAGCAGAAAUGGCUAACAGACUCACAAGACACCAUGUCACUGAGAAUGAGCGAAUUUGAAGACCGCAGCCGCAGCAAAAACAUCAAGAUUAAAGGCACACCUACCACGGUAGAGAAAACGGAACUGCCACAAUAUAUAAGAUGCCUGCUUCAGCAAAUACUUCCCCACAAGCAGGCUAAAAGUAUCCUGGUGGACAAUAUUUACAGAAUCCGCAGGGCAGGGCAGCGAUGUCAUAAUACAGCUUGUCACAUACUUGGACAAAGCGGCAAUCAUGACAGCAGUCAGGGACUCACCCUCCCUGUCCUUCGAGCAACACACUCUGACAUUUUACAAUGA